UCUCUCUGAGAGAGAGAAGUGGAGAGGGGUUAGGAGCCUAGGAGGGAGGGAAGUCGCUGGGAAAAGAGGUUUGACCUUCCUUCACCUUCAUCAUCUCUCUCACACGCCACAAUUGCCCCCCUCAAUCCACUUCUCCCCCGCCCACUUCUCCCCUCCCCAUUCCUUAAAAUCUCCCCUCAUUUCCUGAUCUACUUGUGGGCAUUUCGCUCCUUAACACACUCACCAAUAUCUUCCCCCUCCCUGCAAAUCCUCUCAAUUUCUUUCCCGGAAACCCAGAACUUUUCCGGAGACCAAUCUCAAUUCCAUCACAGGAAGAUCAGAUUUUUAUUGGAUUUGGCUUUUAUUUCCUUCAAAUUCUCAGACUCAUUUUGCCGAAGCAUAGAAAAACCAUAGAAAUCACUUCAUGGGUAAUUGUUGCGUAACGCCAACGGUCGCUGAUGACAUCAAGAAGAAUAAGAAGACGCCAAACCCGUUCGCGACCGACUAUGGCGCGAGCCACCACCAAGCCAAUGGUGGGAGUCACAAGCUCUCGGUCUUGAAGGAGCCUACCGGCCGCGAGAUCAAGCAACAGUACGAUCUGGGCCGCGAGCUGGGCCGCGGCGAGUUCGGAAUCACCUACCUCUGCACCGACAGGUUCACCAGCGAGACGUUCGCUUGCAAAUCGAUAUCGAAGAAGAAGCUGAGGACGGCGGUGGACAUCGAAGACGUGAGGAGAGAGGUUGAGAUCAUGAAGAACUUGCCCAAGCACCCCAAUAUCGUCAGCUUGAAGGACACCUAUGAGGACGACAAUGCGGUGCACCUCGUCAUGGAGCUUUGUGAGGGCGGCGAGCUCUUCGAUCGGAUCGUCUCCAGGGGUCAUUACACGGAGCGCGCUGCUGCCGCGGUAACCAAGACCGUUGUGGAAGUUGUUCAGAUGUGCCACAAGCAUGGUGUGAUGCAUAGGGAUCUCAAACCUGAGAACUUUCUGUUUGCUAACAUGAAGGAAACAGCACCUUUGAAGGCAAUCGAUUUUGGGCUUUCAGUAUUCUUUAAACCUGGUGAGAGAUUUACUGAGAUAGUUGGAAGUCCUUACUACAUGGCUCCAGAGGUGCUCAAACGAAAUUAUGGUCCAGAAGUAGAUGUUUGGAGUGCUGGAGUAAUCCUUUACAUCCUGCUCUGUGGUUUCCCACCAUUUUGGGCAGAAACUGAACAAGGAGUAGCACAAGCAAUUAUACGGUCUGUUGUAGAUUUUAAAAGGGAUCCUUGGCCUAAAGUUUCUGAUAAUGCAAAAGACCUUGUGAAGAAGAUGCUUAAUCCUGACCCACAGCGGCGGCUUACUGCUCAGGCAGUGCUAGAUCAUCCUUGGUUACAGAAUGCAAAGAGAGCUCCAAAUGUUUCUUUGGGUGAAACUGUGAGGGCAAGGCUCAAGCAAUUUUCAUUAAUGAAUAAGCUCAAGAAAAGAGCUCUCAAGGUAAUCGCCGAGCAUUUGUCUGUAGAGGAAGUUGCCGGCAUAAAGGAGGGAUUCAAGGUGCUAGAUACUGGCAAUAGAGGCAAAAUUAACAUAGACGAGCUAAGAGUGGGGUUGCACAAACUUGGCCAUCAGAUACCUGAUACAGAUCUGCAAAUUCUAAUGGAAGCAGGUGAUGUAGAUAAGGAUGGAUAUCUUGACUAUGGGGAAUUUGUAGCUAUCUCUGUUCACUUAAGAAAGAUGGGCAAUGAUGAUGGGCACCUUCGCAAAGCCUUUGAAUUCUUUGAUCAAAACGAAAGUGGAUAUAUAGAAAUUGAGGAGCUAAGAGAUGCCUUAGCUGAUGAAAUUGAGACAAGCAGUGAAGAAGUCAUUAAUGCCAUUAUGCGUGAUGUGGACACAGACAAGGACGGACGUAUAAGUUACGAGGAAUUUGCCACAAUGAUGAAGGCAGGCACAGAUUGGAGGAAAGCAUCACGGCAAUAUUCACGAGAGCGGUUCAACAAUCUCAGUUUGAAAUUGAUGAAGGAUGGGUCAUUGAAGGUAGAAAUUUAGAGUAGAUAAGUCAUGACAAAUUACUCCUGGGAGGAUGCAUGCCAGAAGAAUAGAGAAAAUUAUUUUUCUUAUCUUUUUUUCACAAUUAUUUUUUUGUUCAUUUUCUUUUUUGAGACCCUUUUUUUUGGGGGGGGGGUGGGGGAUAAGUAGGGGCAUGGACCUAGGGCUGUGGAUGCCCUAAUAUAUUGGAAUAUGUUUCAUUUUGAUUGUUAUGGGAGUUGCUGGGGGAAAGGAGUGGGUGAAGAAGGUUGGAGACUGGAGUCGUUAUUUGUGGCUGUAAAUAUGCUAAGACUUCCAUCCUUACAAAGUCAUCAUCUGGCAUUUGUUAGGUGAAGUUUGUUGGUACCA
Juglans microcarpa x Juglans regia is the source of this 2347-nucleotide messenger RNA. RefSeq names its product calcium-dependent protein kinase 32-like. The transcript is spliced from 8 exons. The coding region runs from base 404 to 1999 and encodes 531 amino acids. The record is from RefSeq and is a predicted model, not a curated record. Lineage: Eukaryota; Viridiplantae; Streptophyta; Magnoliopsida; Fagales; Juglandaceae. Gene Ontology annotation, cellular component: nucleus; cytoplasm. Gene Ontology annotation, molecular function: calcium ion binding; calcium/calmodulin-dependent protein kinase activity; calmodulin binding. Gene Ontology annotation, biological process: peptidyl-serine phosphorylation; intracellular signal transduction; protein autophosphorylation.